CAGACAUCAUGGCGGCCUGCGCAGAGCAGAUCACGCGUUCACAACAGUGACAGGGCGGCUGCCCAGGCGCGCGGUCACCGCCUCGUUACCAUUGUCUGUCCCGCUCCUGAGCCCUCGCCGCAGCUUGCUGCAUACAAAUAGCCCCACGAAAGCUACUUGCUACCCCACCAACACGUCUCGCAUCACAAACACAACCCCGCGACGGACCACCCAGCCCUCCCGACACACUCCCUACAUACCCGUCAGACACUGCUCCCACCGCCGCAAUAUGUGUAGACAUUCUGGCGCAGACAUUCACUCCCAUGUGGACGUCACCAAGUCCCGCGAGGUGCUGCCCACCAAUGUCAAGCCGAUCCACUACGACCUGACCCUCGAGCCAGACUUCGAGAAGUUCACAUACGAGGGCUCAGUGACAAUUGAUCUAGAUGUUGUCGAAGACAGCACUUCGAUCUCCCUCAACACCAACGAACUCAAGAUCCACUCGACGAAAAUCACCGCCGGAGACCAGGUCAUCUCGAGCAACCCCAAGGUCACUCACGAUGAGGACAAGCAGACAACGAAGGUCGACUUCGACCAAACACUCCCCGGCGGCAGCAAGGCGAAGCUCACCAUGACCUUCACCGGCACGCUGAACGAUGACAUGGCGGGCUUCUACCGCUCGUCUUCAAAGGCAGCAGACGGGUCAGACACAUGGCUGGCUACCUCACAGAUGGAGCCCACCGAUGCUAGGCGGGCGUUCCCCUGCUUCGAUGAGCCGGCACUGAAGUCAAAGUUCACCGUGACGCUGGUCGCAGACGAGAAGAUGACAUGUCUGAGUAACAUGGACGUGGCUUCGGAGAAGCAGGUAGACUCCAAGGUCAUUAGCGGAAAGAGGAAGGCCGUCACAUUCAACCCCACCCCACUUAUGUCGACAUACCUUCUGGCGUUCAUUGUUGGAGAGCUGAACUACAUCGAGACCAAGGGCUUCCGUGUCCCUGUCAGGGUUUACGCUCCGAAGGGUAGCGACAUCGAGCACGGCAGGUUCUCGCUCGACCUCGCUGCGAAGACUCUGAAGUUCUACGAGGAGACAUUCGACAGCUCUUUCCCUCUUCCCAAGAUGGACAUGGUCGCCAUUCCUGACUUCAGUGCAGGAGCCAUGGAGAACUGGGGUCUGAUCACCUACCGCGUGGUUGACGUCCUCAUCGAUGAGAAGAACGCCGGCGCAUCCACCAAGCAGCGAGUUGCUGAGACCGUACAGCACGAGCUUGCCCACCAGUGGUUCGGCAACCUGGUCACCAUGGACUUCUGGGAGGGCUUGUGGCUCAACGAAGGAUUUGCAACGUGGAUGUCUUGGUACUCUUGCAACGUCUUCUAUCCUGACUGGAAGGUCUGGGAGGGUUACGUUACAGACACACUUGCGAGCGCAUUGUCCCUCGAUGCGCUGCGCAGCAGUCAUCCUAUCGAAGUACCCAUCAAGCGGGCGGACGAAAUCAACCAGAUCUUCGAUGCUAUCUCGUACUCAAAGGGCUCGAGUGUCAUUCGUAUGAUUUCGAAGUACCUGGGGGAGGAUGUCUUCAUGGAGGGUAUCCGCAGGUAUCUCAAGAAGCACGCCUAUGGUAACACCCAGACUGGUGAUCUCUGGGCCGCUCUGUCCGAUGCCAGUGGCAAGGACGUCGAGAAGGUCAUGGACAUCUGGACCAAAAAGGUCGGCUUCCCAGUCAUCAGCGUAACCGAAAACUCCGACUCCAUCCAUCUUAAGCAGAACCGUUACCUUCGUACAGGUGACGUCAAGCCUGAGGAAGACGAGACCCUUUACCCAAUCUUCCUGGCUCUGCGUACCAAGGAGGGUGUGAACGAGGAUGUCACACUGUUCGAACGUGAGAAGAACCUCAAGCUCAAGGACACAGACUUCUUCAAGCUUAACGCUGACCAUGCCGGUUUCUACCGUACUUCUUACACCCCUGAGCGACUGGAGAAGCUUGGUGUCGCUGCUAAGGAGGGUCUUCUCACCGUAGAAGACCGGGCUGGUAUGAUUGCCGAUGCCGGCUCUUUGGCUGCUUCUGGCUACCAGAAGACCUCUGGUAUACUGUCGCUGCUCGACAGCUUCAAGCAGGAGCCUGAGUUUGUCGUCUGGUCGGAGAUUGUUACCCGAAUUGCCACACUGCGCGGCGCAUGGCUGUUCGAGGAUCAGGAAGUCAGGGAUGCCCUCAAGGCAUUCCAACAAGAUCUGUGCAGCGGCAAGGCGCACGAGCUGGGCUGGACCUUUACUGAGAACGACGGUCAUCUUGAGCAGCAGUUCAAGGCUAUGAUGUUCGGCGCGGCUGGUCUUACUGAUGAGGCCAUCACUAAGGCGGCGUUCGAUAUGUUGGAGAAGUUCAAGGCCGGUGACAAGAAGGCGAUCCACCCCAACCUCCGAGGCAGUGUCUACGCCAUCGUGCUGAACAAGGGCGGCAAGGCAGAGUACGACAUUGUCGAGAAUGAGGCCAUCAAUGCCGAGACAAGCGUUGAGCGCAACACUGCGUUGCGUGCACUUGGACGAGCCAAGUCUCCAGAACUCAUCCAGCGCACACUUGACCUCUCGCUCAGCAAGGAUGUCAAGACCCAGGACAUCUACCUGCCAUUGUCCGGUCUUCGCGGACACGCAGAAGGAUGCAAUGCGCUUUGGAAGUUCACCAAGGAUAACUGGGACGAGCUUGUCAAGAAGUUGCCCAUCAGUCUGCCGCUGUUGAGCUCCGUCGUUGCCAUUGCUACAUCCAGCUUCACCCACCGCGAGCACAUCCAGGAUAUCGAGGCCUUCUUCAAGGACAAGAACACCAAGGGUUUCGACAUGUCGCUUUCUCAGGCUCUUGAUAGCGUCAGCGCAAAAGCUGCUUGGCUAGCGCGUGAUUCGGAAGACGUCAAGGCCUGGCUCAAGGAGCACAAGUACUUGUAAAGGGCGGAUUGCAGUGGCCGUUGUUCACAACUCCAGUAUUUCGAGCUGAGAGAAAUGACAUAGACAAUUGUACAAUAUCAAUAUAGCAAUAGACACAUCACUCACAUUCAC
Messenger RNA from Macroventuria anomochaeta, 3022 nucleotides. RefSeq lists its product as uncharacterized. Gene Ontology annotation, cellular component: cytoplasm. The record is from RefSeq and is a predicted model, not a curated record. Lineage: Eukaryota; Fungi; Ascomycota; Dothideomycetes; Pleosporales; Didymellaceae. Gene Ontology annotation, molecular function: metalloaminopeptidase activity; peptide binding; zinc ion binding. Gene Ontology annotation, biological process: proteolysis; peptide catabolic process. The coding region runs from base 269 to 2911 and encodes 880 amino acids. The transcript has 2 exons.